CAUUUGAAAUCAAAGAUUGCAUAGUAACAAAUAAAAAAAUGACAAACAAUAUCCUAGCUCAACCACUCUCUAACAUAGGCUUCAUCCACGGCUCUACUAGCCGUAUUAGGUAAAAGGAAAUGAAACAGGUCACCUAACUUAAAGAAGAACCUCUCUUUUAGCACAAGUUAACAUAAAUAUACUUGUAACAAGUCAACCAGCUUACUCAAACUAACUUGUGUAGCUUGCUUUACGUUCAGAUUUGAUUUACCAGUUAAAGAACACAGAUUACUCAUUAUUUAGAAUUUAGAAUUUUUGCUAUGCCUUCAGACCCGAUGCCGGUUAACCCGAGAAUCCAUCCAAACCCAACUUCCAUUGUCAUAGACAAAGGAGCAAAACCAACUGUUCCUUUAGUCCCAAGAAACAGCUCGAUUCCAUCAGAUAAAGGAGACGUGAUGGGCAACAAUCAACCCCCUUUUCAACAGUCAUUACCACCAUUUCGUUCUCUUACUAGAACACCAAAGAGGCGAAGCUGUUGUUGCAGAGUUAUAUGCUGCAUAUUAUCUCUACUGCUUGUUUUUCUACUAGUUAUUGGUAUCCUUGUUCUUGUUUUCUUCUUAGUUUUCCACCCUAAAGUCCCUAACUACUCGGUUGAUCGGCUCAGAAUAACCGAUUUCAGGCUCAACUUGGAUCUUAGCCUGUAUGCUAGAUUCAACGUCAGAGUAACAGCAAAGAACCCGAACAAGAAGAUUGGAAUAUACUACGAUAAAGGAGGUAAAAUGAGUGUUUGGUAUAUGAAAACUAGAUUAUGUCAAGGGUCUUUUCCAGCAUUCUACCAAGGUCCGCUCAAUACAACAGCAACUGAUGUCUCACUUUCGGGGCAAAACCAGUAUGGGAAAACUUUGAUGCAGGCGUUGCAGCAGCAGCAGCAGACGGGAAACAUUCCUUUGGAGCUCAAAGUAGAUCAGCCUGUUUCCAUUAGAGUCCAAGGUAUUAAGCUUGGGAAAGUCAGGUUUUUGGUUAACUGCAAGUUGACAGUGGACAGUUUGAACUCCAAUAAUGCCAUCAGUAUUAAAGCUAGUAAUUGCAAUAUCAGGGUUAAACUUUGAAUCAGUUUAUUUAUCAUCUUCUGUUUCUGUUUUCCAUUUAUCCUUAUUCAGUUUAGACUGUAAUCUAAUAUAUAUAUAUACAGGGGAGUUUU
Molecule: messenger RNA, 1180 nt
Organism: Spinacia oleracea (spinach)
Lineage: Eukaryota; Viridiplantae; Streptophyta; Magnoliopsida; Caryophyllales; Amaranthaceae
Product: NDR1/HIN1-like protein 6
Exons: 1
Coding region: 300-1088 (262 amino acids)
Biological process (GO): defense response to other organism
Cellular component (GO): plasma membrane
Source: RefSeq, a predicted model, not a curated record